UGUCACUUCCGGACUCGUUUGGAUGAGAGCCGGUGGAUGUUGGGAGUCUCUCUCCGCUGCUGCAGUCCGGAUGAACCGACAGCCGUGCAGCGUGGACCUGUGGGCCUUUCAUUAAGUCAAGCUCUCUGAAAGAAAGCAAGAAGAAGGAUAAGGGGACUGACUGCAACAGUUGGAACUUUUUCUUCUUACCUUACUCGCUGCUCUCCACGUCUUCACAGCUUCACUGAGAUGAAGCAGAAGGAGGACCUGAACCCUGUGCUGCUGCUCCUCUUCCACCUCAUGGCGUGGAUCUACACCUCCAUCACCUUCCUGCCCUCCUACAUCCUCAGCCGGGUCUCCGGACACGACGGGGCCCGCUACGGCUCCGAGGAGGAGCGGGCCAAGAGGGCGAAGGCCCGCUCGGCGUCGGGACGUCCCGAGGGCCCCUACCGAGCGGUGAGCGCCGCCAAGAGGCUGGCGACGGCGCUGCACCCGGGAGUGGACACCCUGGAUAAGGUGUUCGAGUACGCGGCCAUGAGGUUCCCUCACAGAGACUGUCUGGGGACGAGGGAGGUGAUCAAUGAGGACGACGAGCGCCAGGGCAACGGGAAGGUGUUCAAGAAGGUGGUUCUGGGCGAGUACUGCUGGCUCUCCUACGAGGAAAUCCUCACGGCGGCGUCCCAACUGGGUAGCGGUUUGGCGUCACUGGGUCAGCGGCCAAAAAACAACGUGGCCAUCUUCUGCGAGACUCGGGCCGAGUGGAUCGUCACUGCGCAGGCGUGCUUCAUGUACAACUUCCCGUUGGUCACCCUUUACUCCACGCUGGGAGGUCCAGCCAUCGCUCACGGGCUGAAUGAGACUCAGGUCACCCACAUCAUCACCAGCAGAGAGCUCCUGGAGACCAGACUCAAGGCUAUCCUAAUUGAAGUGCCGAGGCUGCAGCACAUCAUCGUAGUGGACAGCACACCGACCUCGUGGCCCGGCUAUCCACGUGGCAUCAGCGUCCACAACAUGGCUGCUGUUCAGAAGCUGGGAGCCAGGCCCGAGAAUGCAGCACGUGAGCGUAAGCAGCCGCUGCCGUCGGACAUCGCGGUCAUCAUGUACACCAGCGGAUCCACCGGCAUACCGAAGGGCGUCAUGAUCUCUCAUAGCAACAUCAUCGCUGGCAUCACGGGCAUGGCCGAGCGGAUACCCAACCUGAGCGAGGAGGACACCUACAUCGGCUACCUGCCUCUCGCCCACGUACUGGAGCUCAGUGCAGAGCUCGUGUGCGUUUCUCACGGCUGUAGGAUCGGCUACUCGUCACCUCAGACUCUAGCUGACCAGUCAACCAAGAUCAAGAAAGGAAGCAAGGGAGACACCAGCGCCUUGCGGCCCACUCUGAUGGCAGCUGUCCCGGAGAUAAUGGAUCGCAUCUAUAAGAACGUGAUGACCAAUGUGGAGGAGAUGAGCUGUGUCCAGCGAAUGCUCUUCACUCUGGCGUACAACUACAAACUGGAGCAGCUCGCCAAAGGAAACAGCACACCUCUAUGUGACAGGCUGGUGUUCGGGAAAGUGCGCUCUCUGCUGGGAGGUCGGACGCGAGUGUUGCUGUCAGGCGGUGCGCCUCUCUCCGCCGCCACGCAGCGCUUCAUGAAUGUGUGCUUCUGCUGCCCGGUGGGUCAGGGAUACGGCCUGACGGAGACCUGCGGAGCUGGGACCAUCAGCGAACUGUGGGAUUACAGCACCGGGAGAGUGGGAGGGCCACUGGUUUGCUGUGAGAUCAAGCUCCAAGACUGGGUGGAGGGUGGUUACCGUAGAACCGACAAGCCACAUCCGAGAGGAGAGAUUCUGGUCGGCGGACCCAACGUCACCAUGGGGUACUACAAGAACGAGGCGAAGAACCAAGACGAUUUCUUUACGGACGAGAACGGCCAGAGGUGGUUCUGCACGGGAGACAUCGGGGAGUUUCACGAAGACGGGUGCCUCAAGAUAAUUGAUCGUAAGAAAGACUUAGUGAAGCUGCAGGCGGGCGAGUACGUCUCUCUGGGGAAGGUGGAGGCCGUGUUGAAGAACUGCUCUCUGGUCGAAAACAUCUGUGCCUACGCCAACAGCGAUGAGACGUACGUGAUUGGCUUCGUGGUGCCCAAUCAGAAGCACCUGCUGGCUUUGGCCGACCAGUACGGUAUCCGAGGUUCAUGCGAGGAGCUGUGCGGCAGCAAAGCCGUGGAGGAGCUGGUCCUCAAAGUCAUCACCGAGGCCGCUCUAGCAGCCCAGCUGGAGCGCUUCGAGAUCCCCCGAAAGAUCUGCCUGAGCCCGGACCCGUGGACCCCCGAGAUGGGGUUAGUGACUGAUGCGUUCAAGCUCAAGCGCAAGGAGCUGAAGACACGAUACCAGGACGACAUCGAGAGAAUGUACGGCGGGAAGUGACGCGUUGGUUAUCCUCAAAAGCACAGACCAGCACUCUGAACUCUCUCAGUGCCCUCUCACUGCCCCCUCUCAUCCUGCCCCAUGAACACAAGAGACCUGAAUCUGUGAAGAAGCUGAAAGUGUAGGGAGUCACCGCUUCCAUCGUGGAGGCAACUUUUGUUGUCGAAUUUGUAACUAAAGAAAGGCUGAAAAAGAAAAACACAAACACUGCUGCCUUUCCCCCUCUGCUUUUUUUCUUCUCAGCCAGGUGUAUGACCACUUUGUGGGGGAUCUUUAUUGUUCCAGAUGUGAGUUAUGAAACAGCUGAUGUUGUCUGUUGAACUCUCUCUGAGUGCCAAGCAGCAGAAGCUCAAGAAGGUUGGGCGGACAUGUUUGUUUCCUAGUCGCUUUGUGCCGACGAGACGUUAAGAUCGGUUAAAUCUUUUCCUUUAGUUAAUUUCUUUCUUUUAACGUAGAGGUAUGAAAAUCCUUCCUCCUGCAGGUCAGGAGACGGUUAAGUCUUUUGUUUCUUUUUUUUGUCCACAUGUUUUGAGUUCUGUGGUUUAUUUUGUCUCCCACCCACAGUCGGGACUUUGACUCUCACGGGCGUGGGACGUCCCGCCCGUGAGCACAUCUUGAUACCAAAAGCACAAAGUCAUUUGAGGGCAAGCGAGAGCAGGGUGGUAAAAUAAAAUUUAAAAAAUGCAGAGGUCAUAUCUGGUCAAACAAUUUUUAUCUUUAUAUCAUCAAUGUUAAGAUUGUUGUCCUUUUUUUUAGGGAAAUGACAGAUGGCACCUAAUAUUCUUAUUUAAAAAGAAAAGAAACAAAGAUGCACUGUUGUUUAGUCUAUUGUACUUUCCUACAGGGAUAGUAUAUACUUUUUUAUGUGCAAAAAAUGCACAUGAACUUGCUUGUUUUACAGAUGAAAUGAAUGUAAUCAUUGUCACAUUUGACAAGUCACAGUGCAACGUGAAAAUGGAUCAUUUCUAUCCAAAUAAGGCCGUUGAUUACAGACGGCACACAAAUGAAGCGUUCUCGAUGUGAGCAAGCAGGAUUUAAAUAAAUGACAAGUGUGGCUAACGUUUACUCUGCAGGACUGUCACCGCCGGCUUAAAGUCGCAUAGUUUUUUGGUAACGUGCACGAGUGUGACUCGUGAACUUUGUACGCGGCACGAACAUGACGCCAUCAUCCCUCACAAUGUGACACCUGUUGCCUUCUCUUGUGAUUCUGAGUCACGCCUCUCUUAAUUCCUUUUUCGUUUGUCGUCAUACAAACAUACACAUGUGUGUGGAGCUGUGACCAGCAGAGGAAUCACGUGUACAGCCUCUAUUGUAACUCGAGCUUUAUUAUCAAGCAACCUGUUUGUGGAGCUCCACUCCCUCUCUGUGCAGAGAGCUCGCCUUGUAACAUAAGCGCAUCCAACUAUUUAUUUGUAACUUGACAUUUGGAAAAAAAAUGACCCAAAAUGAGGUAAAUAAAGAAUUGUGUUUGGUCUA
Molecule: messenger RNA, 3864 nt
Organism: Anarrhichthys ocellatus (wolf-eel)
Lineage: Eukaryota; Metazoa; Chordata; Actinopteri; Perciformes; Anarhichadidae
Gene: acsl3a
Product: acyl-CoA synthetase long chain family member 3a
Exons: 15
Coding region: 229-2388 (719 amino acids)
Biological process (GO): long-chain fatty acid metabolic process; neuron differentiation; long-chain fatty-acyl-CoA metabolic process
Cellular component (GO): endoplasmic reticulum; plasma membrane; lipid droplet
Molecular function (GO): long-chain fatty acid-CoA ligase activity
Source: RefSeq, a predicted model, not a curated record